CUAAUUUCUAGAACUCCUACUUUUCACUCGAUUUAUAGAUCGUGAAGCCUCUUCACAAUGUAAAUGAAUUUCGUGAAAGCUUCGACUUCUGGAAGCACUUGAAGCUGCUUGUGGCGCCGGCGGGGAGGAUUGUGCCUUCGAUGCUAGACUAUGGUGGCGUCAGACUGGAUGAGAAGGUUAGUACAAAUUGUUGAAACUAGAAGACUUCAAAUCUUAUCGGAUUUUGCAGGCUUGUGUGGAAUCUUGUGUUUUCUUCAUAACCAGAACGCUUCUUCACGCUUGGCAGAUCUGGAAAGCAAUUUGAAAAAGGUCAGGUCUAACUUCCAACAAUUCGAUUCAUGUUCUAAUCCCCCCCUGGAAAUUCCGAUACUAACCUAGCUGGCAUAUUUCGGCAUGGAGUUCUCUAAUCAUACCUUGCUUAGUCUAGGAUGGAUUAAUGUUCUAUGAGUUGCCUGUUUAGCUGGAACGAGGGUACUGUGAACCUUGGAUUUCUAGUUUAUUUUGUACUUGUGCCAAAAUUCCAACAGUAAAGUAGACAGAUUCUUUUUCCUCGUUCAGUUGUGAUGUAUUUUUUGCUGCUUCCAUCGUUAUGUAAUUUUCUAUGUAUGAUUUGUUUUCUUGAAAGGGGUCGUUAGUAAGUCGCAAGGAUUCAAAUUCUUAUUAAUGCUCACGAUAUGUUUGAUCAUUUGCCUGAAACCAAACGGUUAGAGUGUUAGUUCACCUUUAGAAUUAUGUGUUCUAUGUAAUGCUUGCAAUAUGCUCGACUGGCCAUUACGAACUUGCUGGUUAUUCUUUAUCCUGCCUCUUGCAUGCGGAUACAACUAGAGGUGGCAAAUGGAUUGAAUUGGUGGAUUGGAUUGGUGGAUCCAUGGAUCAAAUGGAUUGGUGGAUUCAUGGAUUGGAUCAAGUGGAUUGGUGGAUUAUCCAUGAAUCCAAAUGACAUCCUCAACCAAGGAUCAAUAUGUAAAAUGUAAAAAGUUUAGGUACUAAAAUGUCAUAAUGAAAAAUUUUAGGUACCAAAACGUAAUUUUUCAAUGAUAUUUUUUGUGUAGCUUUCUUAUUUAUGCUAUUUAUAGCUAACUUUCUUAUUUUUCACAGCAUGGGAGAUCAAUUUACUGAAGAGAUUUGAGCUUAAUUACUUGUCUAAUACCCUAGAAUACUAGAAUAGUCAUUGAUGGAUCUAUGUUAAUUGACUAGAUUCAAUGGAUCUCUGUUAGUAAUUUAGAUUGGUCAAGUUUGUCGUAGUGGUUCUACCUUCUCCCAUAUUACCUACUAAAUGUCUUCUUCAAAUUCACCUUUUACUAAGAAACGAGUUGUUAACUCUAUAAGAGCUUCCAAGAAAAGAGUCCUAUGAGCAAAUAUGUUUAGAGAGCGGGAAUUAACUCAUUGGUUGAUUACAUGAUCAAAUACAAAGUAGUGGAUGGGAAGAAUGAAAAGUUUCUAGAAUGAUUUAAGUCUAAUUGCUAGUCGAGAUACAUGCUUUUAUUUGAAAAUCAUACCUUUUCAUUCUAAUUUUGCAUUUAAUUUAUCGAGACUUGCUCUCUGGCAAGUAGCUAUGAGAAUUUUAGAUCAUUUAGCAGCAUCAUCUAAUAUUUUCUUUCUUAUAGGUUGUUCUUGGCCACCUCGUGCUAGCUCUCAUCCAUGGGAAAAGAAUUAGAAGGAGGAUUCAGUAGUCUCAGGAAGGGGACUUGUUACUAAAAUAUCCUCAUUCUCUGCAGGGCUAUCUUGGAUGAAAGAGAGGUGUAAGCUGCAUAUGAACUUUUAUCACCAAGGCAAGUAUGAAUCUAUUCACAUAGUUGUUUUCAUAGCUCUUUCUUGUUUAGUACUAGUCUUGAUCAGAAUUGACCAUCGAAUAACUUUAGAAAAUUGAAACGAGUGAUUCCUCUCUCUUGUGCUAUAUCAUACCAGAUUCCCCAUUGUUGGUUGUACAAUGGCCCAAUGCCCAGCCAUUGAAUUCCAUUUUGGACUAGAGAACAUAGCUCUUAUACAAUGCCCGAAUGCAUAAAAAGUUCUGACUUUUUCAACAUAGAUGCUUCCACUUAUCAUUUAUGUGAAUACAAUAGUUUCUGAUGCCUUUGUGAGUAUGUGAGCAUGUGAGCUAUAUCUACUCCCACAUAAUUGCACCCAAUAUCUCUUGUUUAGACAUUCUUACGGCUCGAGGAAUUCUUUGCAUGGAUUUCUUUUAGGUUUCCUUGACAGAAAAUAAACAUAAUUCGUAGAAUAUAGAAGAUCCAUCUUCUAAAAUAGGGGUGUCAAGUAAAUAUUAUUUUUGAAUGGACUCAUGACAGAGAAGUUAUACCCUUUUGUACUUGUUAUACUUACAUUCUUCUCUCUUCAAUUUUUCUUUAUGGUAAAUUUGUUAGUUGCUUUGGGGAUAUUCACAACCUCUCACUGGAAAUGGUCUGAGUAAGCCAUUUUUGUCCCUCGUUGUAGGGGUGGGCAAACGGUUCGGUAAAUCCGAACCGAACCGAAACCGAAUUAAUGCUAUUCGGUUCGGAAUUUGUAAGGAAAAUAUGGAUGGUUCGGAAAUCAGGGUUCUUUCAACCGAACCGAAUUUCCGAAUUUCCGACCGAAAAACCGAAAUACUAUGAUUGCAAGCUCCAAAUGGUGGAAUUUUAUGUUUGUAGUUGUUUUUAGACUUAAAUAUUUGAAAUGUUUUAUGACUUAUGUGUUGAAAAGUUUGGUUUUAUCAUUGAUGAUGCAUAUAAUUGAUAUUUAUUGUUUAUAUUAGGGGUGAAAAAUAAUUUAAAAGUGAGAAAAUACAAGUAGCUUCACAAAUUCGAUUUUUUGUGAAAAACUGAAUCGAACCGAAUUAUAGUUCGGUUUAAACCGACCGAACCGAAUUAUAAUUCGGUUCGAAUUCGGUUUGAGGUUUGGGAGAAUUCGGGGACCCAGUAUUCAUAAUUUCGGUUCGUUCGAAACUGAACCGACCGAAUGCCCACCCCUACCUCGUUGAUUUAAGUUUCAGUAGUCAUUAUGUUAAUCUGAUCUUUUUAGCUCUACUCUCACAAUGCAUAAACCAGGGGUUCUGGUCUGACACCAACAACAGGGUGCAGGUGCUUCAUAAGUUUAAAUGCCAAAGGUUUUGUCCUAUAGACAGGAGAAACACAGAUAGUGGACAAGGAGAUGAUUGAGAAGCUUGAUGAGUGCUUUUGUUCAUAUAUGUUGGAUUGGUUUUCCAAUAUGGAGAGUUGUGUUUGACUCUACUUGUUUGAUUGAUUUUCUACACGGUCUCCUUUACUUAUUUGUUGAAAAUGAUACCAGGUUACUUACAUUAUUGAUUGAUGGUUUGAACUCUAUUAAUGGCCUUAUGAUUUGGUUGAAACUUAGUAUUCUACUCGCAUAUGGUAGUCCUUCAUUUCAGAUACGAGGUGAAGUAGUAGUCUAAUGAUGUGGGAUCGAGAGAGUGCAGUAAGAAGUUAAUGACAUGCUUACCAGCUUCGUAUAAUAUAGAAGAUGCAAAUCUUCCGUAAUAUAGCUUAACUUGUUUUUGUUAGGAGUUUUAAUGUUUUUGAACCCUUAAUGUUAACUCAAGAUUAACAUUCUAUUUGAGACCUGUAGCAGAUUGUUUCUCUCUGUAAGUAUGUUUCACAUCAUCUUGUAUAUAUGUAGAGGCCAGUGAUAUUUAUACAAUUAAUGUUCAUAUAAUUUGUAAAGAAAAUUUAGCUAGUUGGCUCAAGUUUUCUUGAACGUCAGUAAGGUAUUUGCCAUUAUGAAUUUGGAUGGAAUACCAAGUUAUAUCAUUUGACCAAUGACUCAACUUUUGGUGACAAACAUGUUAUUGGCUAAACCACAGCAACUAUGACAGGAAUUUCGUUACCCAAAGUCACCAUUGUAGGUGACGAAGGAACCCAUCACAAUAAGUUUUGUUCUGUGACGAAAGAAAUGGUAGUGUUGGCGGAAGUUCUUAAUAGAGAGCAUUGUUUGUUAAAUGUUAAGUUGGCAAAUGUUUAACUCUCUAGUACCCCCCUCGAGAAAAAAAAAAAAAGAAAAAGAAAUGGAAAGUAGAAAAGUGAAGGAAACGAAAAAGAGGUAAUAAAACAGGGUAAAUAAAAGUAGAGAGUUACCACAAAAGUCCAAGUGUAUCCGCUAGAUAGGGUUUCUUGGCAUUCAGGCCAUUGAAACACCUAAGUAUUUGUUAACCUCCUUCACUACUAUGAUUGAGAUGUGGAUAGCAAGAAUAGACCGAGGAAGUGUUUUUUAUUGUAGUUCGUGGUUGGUAGUGGUUUGGAAGAAGGGAAGAGCGGUUUUUGGCCGUGCUAGUGGCCGUUGAUUGUAGGAAAGGUUCUAGUGAAACCAUGGAACCUUUGGAUUUAGGUUGAAGAUGUAGGACCUCAUGCUAUGUUUGCCACCACCCAAAAAGGCCUUUUCCCCAUGUCCAAGACAAUUGCUAGUCAUUUGAACCCUUGUCUAAGACCUCCAGACAAGCUAGUGAUGGCAACCAUCCCAUGAACUCUAGCAUUUAGAGGUUGCCGCCAUGGUGAAGAGAUGAUAUGGCUGAAUGUUGAAGGUUGUGCACAUCUUUUGCACCAAAUGAUCCUGCCCAACAGGUCGAGAGUGAGUGAUUCAUUCAUUGUUUCAUGUUCAUAUCUUACCUCGGUGAGGACCUAUGUUGCCCCUUAGUUUGUGCCUUGCACUUGAAAUCUAUGCACAGUUAGUUGUGGCUAGUGAGUAGCUCUGUCGAGACUUGUGAUGGUUUGGGAAAAAGGGGAGAACUUUUCAUUUGCACGCUCUUGAUACAAUAUGAAUGUCGUUUAUGGUGGAUGCCGAUAUUGCUUGCGCCGGUUCAUGUGUUGAUGACCAAUAGCCAUCGAGAUUUGCCGCUUUGAGCCCUUUGAUAUGUCCCCAAGUUAUCUUGUCAGGUUAGAAUAUUAUCUUGUUUGGAAAUUGUUUGCUUGGGGACAAUCAAACGUCUAAGUGUAGGGGAGUGAUUCGGGUCCGAUUGUACACUUUUUAUCCCCGUUUCCCUUAGAUGUUUGAUGAAUUUGUACUCCGUGAGGUGUGGUUUUACACUAGGUUGUGUUUUUUUUAGUAUGUUUCAGAUCUUGACAGGUGGAAUUGACCCCGUAAUCGAAAGUGGGACGAAAAUGAGUAAAAACGAGUCAAAGGGUGGAAGCAGUUGAGGAUCACGACAAUGAUGAUUUUUCACGGUCUUAGGAUCUUGAAAAGUGCUCACAGACCGUGAAACACCAAGGGUCUAGGAGCAUUUGCACACUUCGCAAGCUCCCAGUUAGUUUGCGUCGCAAGAUCGUGAACCAAAGCCACAAACCGUGAACAGACUAAAAGAAACGGUGUAGAUAAGCUCGACAUCACGAUCCAGGAGGAAUGUGCACGAUCGUGAACUUGGACCGUGAACUGACCGCGACCUGGGUAUAAAAGGAGGGUUGAGCUGAAGAAAAAAGGGGUGGAGAGACCUAGUGUGAGAAACUUCUUCUUUAGAUUUCUAGUGUGAGAAAGUGACGAACCAAAUAAGAGAACAAGUUAGGGUUUUAUUUUCAAGCAAGGUUUUGGGAAUUCCUUCCCCAAAGGAAGAUCUCUUCAACACAAGGAGACAUGCUAGCAUCUCCAUGAUGGUUUCACUUCUUCUCCCUUGUGUUUUCCCUUCUCCUAGCAUGGAGUAGUCCCUUAUUUCACUUGGGUGUUUGUAAACCGUAGCUACACUAGUCUUCAAGAGCCAUGGCCAGGGGAAUGAUUGUUCGAGAAUGAGGAGAGCUCACUAGUCUUCAAGAGCGGAUCCAAGCCGCCAGGUUAGGAGAGUCAUCGAGUGGAGGAGGACAAGGCGCUGUAGACUAUUUGUAUCGUCACCACCAAGCUGUUGACUUCGAAGGAGGCAUCGUUGAGCUGGGAACGAUGAUUAGUGGAGAUCUACGCCAAAUGUGAGGCAUUAAAGCCAUUUGACUUUGAUUCCAUCGAGCCAAAGUGAAACGACUCCUAAUUCCGAACCCGACGAAGCUGGAGAUUGAGCCCCAACGCUGCAAUCCCAGGACCCAACGACGACUAUGAAGUCCGCACCAUACCGCCUUGUCACCGCUAUUGAAGGAGAGGUUGUUUUCUUAUACCCUAAUCUAGAGGAAUCUCUCGCCCCACCAUUGGCUAGCGAUGGUUUUACUAUUUCAACGACGAACAUCGACGAUUUCAUGGCCAUCAGCCUUAAAGGGGAGAUGUACUUUUAUCGUAAGAAGAAGAGGAAGAAACGACAGGAACCCGUUGUCGUUACCGAACCGGCUAUAAAGUUGUGGCCACCACAAGUGAGAGCCCUAGCCUAUUCAAUGGAGGCCGAAGACGAAGAUUUUGUCCUUGGUUUCCCAUAGCUUGCACCACCAUCGUCAUUGGCAGCUCCUAUUUUGCCAUGCCCCGCCGCAAGGAAGUGUUAUGAGGAGGAGUGGCCAUCGCCUUUCGGUGUUAGAUCAGGGCUUAAAUGGUUAAGGUUUGCCUCACUCGAUUAUUCGGCCAAUCGAAUGAAGAUGGAAGGUGAAGCUGGAAACCAAGGUGUCGCGGGAUGUCGAGGUUUGGUCCGCGGUUGUGUAGGUCCGAACAUGGGUGGCUUAUUGGGGCUUUCUUGUACGGAGUGGACUCGUCUGCCAUGGGAGGGAAUUUCGUUGGAGCUACCGGUGGAACCUCAAAGGAGCCAAACUUGAUUUCGUGUGGGAAGAACGCGAUACCCGACCAUAAUACCCGGUCGGGUAUUUAAGGUGACCGGCCGGGUAUUUUGGAACGCUGCGCAACGGCCAUCGGAGAAUAUCCGAUCGAGGUUCAGAAUACCUGAACGGGUAUUUAAGCGAUCCGGACAGGACCCCUUCUGUUUCACGGCCUCCAAAAUGUGCUUCCCCGGCCUCCUCUUGCAUUUUACCCGGUCGGGUAUUUCAACUCCUGACCGGGUAUUUUCUUCUUCCAUCGCCCUUCACUCCAACUUCCUCCUUUUUGACCAGAAACUCGUUUUCACGCCUCCAUUAUUGCUUUGUUUGAUGAUUCAUGUAGUAUAUGUUGAUUCUUUCAUUAAUGACAAUUUGAUAUAUUGAUUUUGGGAUACUAUAGAUUGGAGCAGAUAUAUUUAAGAUUUGCAUUGAAAUGAUUUUUAGGUAAUGUCUUUGUUUCAUUCAGUUUUGCUGAGUUUCAUGAUGACAUUGUUCAUUGGGCUUUAGACUUUGGUGUUGCUUCUAAAUAUAAUUUUUCAACAGGUAACUCAAUAAGCAGCCGAAUAGUUGAUUUCUUAAAGCAUUUUCUGGGUGAACAUUUCUUAAGCAAUUCCAUUUCAGGUAUUUCUAUGAAUUCGUGCAUCAUUUAUUGACUAACGCUUCUAAAAAAAAUCUGUUUCAUUAUGGAAUAACGUCUAUACUAGCAAAGCUUACAGAAGUUAGUUUUGAAGGUCAUCGGGCCGCACCUUGAAGAGAUACACAAGGUGAUUCAUGGCUGGCCCAUAGGUAAUCUGUCGGCAUGGGCAUUUAUGUGGGAGCUGUGGAAGGAACAAAAUGAAAGAUCUUUUAGUGAUAGGAAACAGACUUGGCAAGCUAUUUUUCUGAAUAUGUACGAAUCUUUUGAGAUGGUUGGCAGCUACUGCGCUGAUUAGCUAUCAAAACAAGAAGGAUUGGACAAGGCUUUUGUUUCAAGCUUGCCCUCCUGAUCGUAACCUCAGGAAUGACUGGUAGUCUUUGAGCAACAUUAGCGUGUAACUUCUGCCGCAAGCUGCUGUGGUGCUUCUUUAUGUUUUUCUGCUCUAUUUCAACAGGCUGUUGUUGCUUUGCUUCCUCUGCCUUUGUAGUUUAUGUUUUUCCUGCUUUCUUUGAGAACAAUAAGGGUAGUCUAAUCCA
This is a messenger RNA of Linum trigynum, 7808 nucleotides long. NCBI's taxonomy places the organism in Eukaryota, Viridiplantae, Streptophyta, Magnoliopsida, Malpighiales, Linaceae. The record is from the annotation of a GenBank genome assembly.